Messenger RNA from Penaeus chinensis, 5098 nucleotides. RefSeq names its product mitochondrial fission regulator 2-like. The transcript is spliced from 6 exons. Gene Ontology annotation, cellular component: mitochondrion. Gene Ontology annotation, biological process: mitochondrial fission; aerobic respiration. The record is from RefSeq and is a predicted model, not a curated record. NCBI's taxonomy places the organism in Eukaryota, Metazoa, Arthropoda, Malacostraca, Decapoda, Penaeidae. The coding region runs from base 157 to 1698 and encodes 513 amino acids.
UGUGACCGUGAGCUAACCUCAGUGUGCAGACAUAACAUGUGCAGUGCUGAUACAUUCGGAAAUCAAAUCAAAGAGAACUGUUAUAUCAAAUAAAAUUUUAAGAAUUUUAAAACUGACGUGCAUAUGUAGCGGUAAUGUGAAAGUUUAUGGAAAACAAUGGAUAAGAAUCGGCGAUACGGUGAUCAUACACCAUGGAGAAUGAGUGGCAUACCAGCAAUGUUGUUGGGGCUGGUGGAGGAGCUGGUGCAAGAUUUUGGAGAAAGUGCCUGGGUGGUUUUGCAGGCAGUGGGCCUCGGACCACUACUGGUCAGACUGAGGGAGGAGGUGCGAACAUCAUCAAGAAGAGCACGCCGAAAAUCCUUUGUGCGGAUUGUUGGCUCGGUUUUACCAUUGAAGCCCGUGGAGAGACCGUAUCUAAGGUUUAUUGCCCUGCGAAGUUUGAGCCAGUCCUGCGACUCCUUGUACUCAGGCCAUACCCAGGGCACUAUCGACCCAAAAUGGCUGGCAGAGACCGAACGCUCUAGGUUUAGGCCAAUACUCUCAAGAUGCGAAACAGCCCCAGACCUGUUUGCCUUUGAGCAAGCAGAGAGAGAGCUCCUCAAUGGCGAGUCAUCACCACGCUCGUCAACACCCUUCAGCAUCACUUCGGACCUGGGAUUCAGCAGGAAUCCUUACCCCUCUGAUGCAGCUCCCAGUGCUCAGAUGCACCAUUCCUCUUUUCAACAUUCCACCAUACACGCAGCAUCACCAUUUACAGAUCCGUCAGCCAUAGCUAAAAUCUCGGCUCUGGAGGAUGAGCUCGCAAAACUACGCAUACAGAUAUCCAGUAUCCUAAGUCAGAACCAGAGGCCACUUACUCCACCUUCAACUCCUAUCCCAGGUGACCGACCAGGGUCUCCAGUCAAUUCUUCAGCACCUCCUCCUCCACCUCCUCCUCCACCACCUCCACCUCCUCCACUUCCUCCAUUAGGACUCCCUCCCCCUCCACCACCACCACUACCAGGCAACCAGAGUUUCAAUUCCCAAGCCGACACUCCUGUGCGUAAGCUAUCCUUUGCAGAGCUUAUUGCACAGAACAAAGGCAGCAUCAACAAACACACAGAACCUAUGGAUAUUCCUGUUAAUCAGAGCAGCAAUUCCGGGGCAGUGUCCAUGGCAGAUGUUCUUAAAGGCUUGAACAAAGUUAAAUUAAAGCGUGUAGCUAGAUCACCUGGUGGAACACCAAUACGGGAUAGGGCAAAGUCCCCAGUUGGAGGUGACCCAGCAGCUAUUAUUGCAGCAGCCUUAAAGAAACGCUUUGCCAAGAUGCAUGUUGAUUCACCGGAAAAGGACACAGAUGAGAAAAAUGAUUUUGAUUCGUCUCCAGAAACAACACCGAAAACUUCCCGCAAAAUUAUUCUGCCUAAGCAAAAUUUAGCAAAAUCAGAUAAAGCUGUACGUAAUUUAUUACCAAUCUUGAAGAAGCCAACGCCUAGAAAUCUCAAAGAAGGAAACUCCCCUAAACCAGAAACACCUGUACAAAAUUUGACACCUGUUUUGAAGAAGUCUAACCCUAGAAUCCCCAAACCUUUACCAAAAGAAGUGCCGAAUUCCUUACCUAUUUUUGGGCAGCAUCUCCUGAAGAAGAGAAGUCCACGACCAAUGGAAAAGAGAGAUAGUGUGAGUCCAUCCAGUGAAGCCUCGGACCUUUCUCGGUGAUAGUAUGAAAACGUCAGCCUUGUCAUGGGCUGUGGAGACCAUUUCCAUUUCCUAGAAUCUUUGCCAAAAUUUCCUGGGUAGGAUGUUUUCACUACCCCACCCAUAUUUUGGCCUUGGUAUGCUGCCGUUUACUUCAAGUUUUGGGUUAAGGAAGUUUUAGGAAUGGUGAAUAGUGCAGAUGUACAUUUUUUCAUUUUUAUUUUUAUGUAUAUAUAUAUAUAUAUAUACAUAUAUAUAUAUAUAUAUAUAUAUAUAUAUAUAUAUAUAUAUAUAUAUAUAUAUAUAUAUAUAUAUAUAUAUAUAUACAAGCUCACAUGUACACACAAACAUACACAUGACUACAUUAGAACACAUAUUCAUCUUGAAAUUAUCAUUAGCAGCAACAUUAACAAUUUCAUUAUUUAUAUGCAUAAUGUGUGUUGUUAUAACAUUCCACUGUGGGUCAUCUGAAAAUAUCCCAAAUUGAUAAACAUGUUCAUUCCUUUGCCUUCCAACUUGAACUUAUUUUAAAUGUAAGUACAUAAUGAGUCAGUGCUAGUAGUCCGAAGGCUGUGAAUUCAUUAUUGAAAUGAAGUUCAUAAACAGUGCAAGUAACAGGGCAUGGAAUCACUGCCUUUUAUUGCAUACUUUUGGCAUGAAGUCAUGGGUUGUCAUUGUCAUGGUUUGCAUGGCCCAUGUUGUCUCUUCCAAACUUCUCACACAAGUGCUUUGUGACAUGCACAUAUGUUAAUGAAUGUGUUUUGUCUUAAACACAUGUCAUUUUUAGCCCUUGAAUGGUAUUUAGUCAUUUCAUACUUCUUUGGUUGCAAGAGAUGUGUUGUUUACUUUGCUCAAAUAACUAGCAAUAUAAGUUGGGUUUUGCUCACAUCUGUUGUGUCCACUCCUUAUGACUUCACAACAUUAAAUUCUGACUUUGUUUUAUGUCUUCGCUUCUCCACUCAUGUUAUUGUAUUCUAUGCUCUACCUCUCCAAGUUCCCUAAUAAAGGAAUAUUCUUGGAUUUCUGUACUUAUUGCCAGUGUCUGAGGGAAUUGUGGGUUGUUGACAACACAGGCCAGUAUACGCCAGAGGAAUGACUCUUGCCAGGUUGAUUGACAAGGAGCUAUGAGGUUGUCUUCUUUAAGGAUACUGCUGUAGCAUCAUGUAAAGGCUUUAUCACUGUUGCUUUCUUUGACAUGUUCUGUGUUAUCUCGUUGACAUCUUGAGAUCGCUGUCUUUAAAUCUGUACUUCAUUAGCCUGUCAUUUCAUCAAAAGUGCAACCAAAGUUUCCAGCUUUGCUAUAAUAAGUGCCAAAAAUAGAAAGUCAAAUGUAAAGUCAGCUUUGUAUGUGUAAAUAUAUUGCGUUGUAAGAAUGCAAUGAAUGUUUGUAUUCUUUCUAUGUACAUUCCCAGUCUAAAAAACAGAAUGACUCUGUUUUCCAUCAUGAAUGCCUUAUGGAUAGCUAGAGAACUGCCUUUCAUUAUUGUAGAAGCAAAAGACAGAGUAAAGGCAGGAUAUUGCUUUGUGUCUAUAAGUAUGGCUUACUUAUGCAGCAAUACAUAUCCAUUUUUCUGUCCCAUGAUCAUAAUUGUUAUGGUGACUGUCUCUGAUAAUCCUGCCAAUGUGUUAUUCAUAAAUGAUUUUGUAUGCAUUUACUUCGAAUAUUUAUUUAUUGCCUGUCCUAAUGAGAGUUCCUUUAAUGUAAUUAUUACAGCAGAUGUGGCUAUCAUUAUUGCCAUUAUUAUUUCAUUACUGUUCUUUUUAAUAUCAGUUAUUAUUAAUAUUAAUUAAUAGCAGUAUGAUUAUGAUUGCCAGCAAUUCUUAUAUGGUGGUUUGUAAUGUACUAAUAAGUUUUAACAUUAGGUAAAAGGUGAUUGAUGGACAUGCACAGACUAAAUAGUGAGAUUAGUAAAUAUUUUGUAAUGCGAGCUGUGAGUACCAGUCAUGGUUAUUUGAAAAUCAGCAAAAUUAUUAUAUUUCAAUCUUCCAUCACUUUUCACAAUUUGCAGCUUCUCUGGCCAUGUUAAGGGAUAGAGAAUAGGUUGCAGCUUAGAAAAACUAAAGGCAGUCAAAGCUACAUCAAAACAAGUGCUCUAUAUUUUGGUUAGUUAAAUUGGGUUAUAUUUGUUUGCUUGGUUGUUUGUGUGCAGUAGUUGUGCAUUUUUUUUCUUUCUUUUUUCUUCACUGCAUUUAUUUUUUAUUAGGAAUAUGAAGCUUGGAUGUUUGCAUUAUUAUCUAAGGUAAAAGACCUUAGUGUGAUUUUUUGUAAGUAUCGGUAAAGCAUUUACUGAAGGUGAAUAGCACAAAUUUAUGAAAUUGGUGAAAUUUCUCUCUUCCGUCACAUUGAAAGUUCAUAUCUUAUGAUUGUGUAACUUUUCCACUAUUUUAGGUGACAUGGAAUUAAAAAGAGAGUAAUUGGAAAGUAGAACAAGGUGAAUGUAUGGGCAAAAUUCUUUGUUGUGUCUGUGAUGUAAACCACAGAAAUGGACACUUGAGAAGGACUAUAUUUUUAUAUAACAAGUAGUUUUUCUGUAGAGCUGUUCUGUGAUGGAGGAAACAUAUCAGUCUUGGAUCAAAGUAAUAAUUUGAAAGUAGACUAGUUUCAUACAGAAUGUGUGCAUCAUACAUCAGAAUUAUGGAAGAUACUGAUUUUGUGAAGUAUUUUGGAAAAGGUUGAUAUUUAUUAGGAAAUACAUAGAGUAGUGAAUACAAACUAGGAGAAUGGUAUUUUGUAAUACUCUGUAUUUGAUAUAUUCAAUAGCAAUGAUAUAAAGGUAGAAUUGGAUAAGAAGGUGCUUAAAUAACAAACUCAUGAAGUGAAGGUAAUUCAGAAAACCCUGACUAUGCAAUAUACACAUGUAAAUCUCAUAGUGCUCCACAGAUGCACAAAAUGUAUGUUACAUUAUGUAUUUAUGCAUAUGAGAAUUUUGAAAGUGGUAUCAUUUCUGACACUUCUUUUCCUUUCUCACUUUCCCUUCCUCACCAUUUUUAACCUACUUUUAUUCUAUGAAUCAAGCCAGUGUCAAGUUAUUCAAAGAAAGAGUGGUUUAUAAUCUGUGAGUAUCAUUGGAAGAUAGUUAUAAAGUUGCAAAGGCAGUACUGCCUUUGUAUAUUUAAGAGGAACUGUUUUAGAAGAAAGUUUUCAGCCAUUGAGGUUGAGAAAAUAAUUUCACUUUUGUUGAAAUACUGUUGCUUUACCAAGAUAGAAUUGCCUUUAUAUCUCAAGUGCUAAGGUUUGUCAAAUUUGCUUUGUAAUGCAAACAAGAAACCUUGUAGUCAUAUAUUUUUGCUGAGCAUUUUUAUUGUGUAUUUAUAUGAUAUCUGGUGCCUUGUAAUGUGAUGCAUUAUCUGUAGUCAAUAUUACAAAUGUAUUUUUGUGAAUAUUGUAACUAUUUUGACAAGUAAAUAUAAUGAAAAUGUU